AAAGGUUCCCGAAAGGAUUCUUUAAACACUUGCCAAAAAUCUCUUAUAUUUCGGGAUUUCCAAAUCAUAUUGCAGAAAUUUAGCUCCAACGCUAGUUCGCUACCUUGGUACGAAAAUACAUAUAUGUUACUAUUCGUCUAUGUAACCUCCAAAGGACGCAGAAUAAUUUGACGAAAUAGACUUCUUUAAGGUGCAAAUAAAGAAGUUCAUUUCAACCUUCUUUUUAUAAGAAGUAGUAUCUUCCUACCUUGAGCAAAUAUGAAAAUUGUAAUUGCACUACGAUAAUCAAUGCAUCACGCAUUUUUUACAAACAGUCUGCUCUGAGAGACUGAGCCCUAAGAUGACCAAAAUUAUUAUUUGUAAGUCAAUAUAACCAGAAAUAGCUCCUAAUCAAUUAAAAAAUAUAUUCUUGAUAGAGCCGCUUUCAAGGAAUUUUUUCAUUUUCGGUUCUAUUAGGGACAGGUUGCCGCCCACAAGCAGGAUUUUAGCCAACAAUUCACUUCAAUAUUGUUUUGGAAAUUAAUCGCGGAGUUUAACAUGGAGUACCGUUAAGGCGCCAAAAUAACAAAAUGGCUGGGCGAACGACCCGAUCCUCUUCUCGUCUAGGCAUUACGUCCCCGUGUGUUGGGAAACCUUUCAAAGUUUCAAAGAGAAAGAAUGUCAAGGUCUUUACAGAAAAUGAGAAAAAAGAGAUUGCCAAAUAUGAAAUCAAGGCAGGACAGUUUAAGUACAGGCUAAGAAGUGUGAAAGAUAUUUUGAAAAACCUUGAUAAUGAUAAAUCAAGUGAAGAAGGCUCUGCAAGAAGAAGGGGGAGAAAAAGUAAGUUAUUAGCGAGCAAGCGGAGGUCAAUUGCUGAGUCAGUGAUGCUAAAAAACUUUCAAAAGGAUGCACAAUUCAAUAAAGAGCAGGAGGAGCAAAAAAGCCCGUCUAACCAACAAGCUGAAGACACUUUGGAAGCAAAGGUAGAACAAGAAGAAAAUCAAAUUCAUAUUGAAGAGAAAAACGAAAGCUCACAGGGGGCAGAGGAAAUAACAGAGAUGGUUUCUGAAAUUGAGCAGUCAGAAAUGAAUGACAACGAGGUUCCAUUGGUACAGGACACUGAGACAAGACAAACCACAAUGGAAGAUGAAAACCAAUUGAAGGAACCAGGGAUAAAAAAUCUAAGGGUAAAGGCUAGGGUAAAACCUGUGAAUGAAACUGAAGAAGAGGCUGCUGAAAGAAUAAAGGCUGAGAUGAGACUGAGGCAAGAAUGUUGUAACUAUGUAGAAAGCUUUUCUAAUUACCCAUAUUUCAGGGCCUGGCUGCAAACAAUUUUAUUUCUGGAUACCUGUUAAAAUUUCUGAAAAUAUUCUGCUAGCUGAAGAUAUUGCACAAUGUGGUUUACAUUUUCAACUUUAACUAAUUGAAAAUUUCAAGCGCAAUAUAUCCCCUGCUUUAUCUAAAUUGUUGUGUUUCGCUAUUUUUCUGCCAGUUGUGGAAAUAGAGUUCUUAAGUGUGACAUCACAAUAAACUACUUUUAGAAUUUUUGAAUUUCAACCAUAUAGCAUAAAAGAACACGAUGAAAUGCUUCUAAUUAUGCAAGACCAGUUAAAUAUGCAAAAAAUUUGGUGAUUCAGGUUUGAAGUGUGCAAGCGAAUCUUUGUUAUUUUGGCUCUGUUCAUAAAGUUAUGAUUAUAGACGAAAUAACAGAGGUUUGAUGGGGAAAGAGCCUGUGCUCGUAUGGCUAUAUCUAGGCCAAUGCAAAACACAUUUGACUGAUUUUGCACAUUUAGAGGUAUUUCAUGAUGCUCUUUCAGGUUAUGGGAUCUAAAUUCAACAAUUUUCAAAAAUACAUUUUUGUGAUGUCAUCGGUUGAGAACUCUAUUUUCUGUGUUCCAAUAUUUUUGCAGCCAUGAUUCAUGACUUUUUUACAAAUCAAUUUAGAAUUUAACAAAAGCAACAAGUAUUUAAAAGGUGACACCACAGAGUGGAUGAGAAUGCAUUGCAACCCUAUGGCUUUGCUUUAAGCAUAGAAUCUUUUGAUGAGGAUUAUCAACUGAUAGAUUAUAGCAUAGACUACAAUCUAUGAACUGGGAAAAUACCAAACAUACUAUAAUCUGUAAUACAAACUACAAACUGUAAAAGAUUAAGCAGAUAUGGGGGAGAGGGAAUUUCGCACAAAUGAUUUUAAAACUUAUAGUUUGAGAACUAGAUGGUCCUUUUUUCCGUCUAUACACGACUACACUCUUUUUUUAUAAGAACCAGUAAAUUUAAUUUCAGGCUGACUGUUCUUAAUUUUUUCGAAAAUCUGAGGCUGGAUUGUUCUUAAUUUGUUCUUAAAUUAAGAGGGUGUAAGCAGUGCUAUUGCUAGCUUUUUCACUCUAAGUAGGUGUUCAGGCCUCAUUUGCCAACAAAGUGAGUGAGACAGCCUUAAUUUGCUGACAAAUUUGAAUAUUCACCGAAAAAACACCCACACAUCGCUAAAAAUCCUCGAUUUUGAGAAAAAACGUUGUUCAAAAUUGCAUUUUGCAGAAGCUCAGCCUCAGCUUGUUCUUAAUUUGUUCUUAACUUUUGACCAGUUUUGAGGCUCGUGUUCUUAUAAAAUUGUUCUUAUAAAAAAAGAGUGUAUUU
Molecule: messenger RNA, 2610 nt
Organism: Rhopilema esculentum
Lineage: Eukaryota; Metazoa; Cnidaria; Scyphozoa; Rhizostomeae; Rhizostomatidae
Source: RefSeq, a predicted model, not a curated record